Anopheles stephensi (Asian malaria mosquito) is the source of this 1124-nucleotide messenger RNA. Its product is annotated as cytochrome b5-like. The record is from RefSeq and is a predicted model, not a curated record. Gene Ontology annotation, molecular function: heme binding. Lineage: Eukaryota; Metazoa; Arthropoda; Insecta; Diptera; Culicidae. Gene Ontology annotation, cellular component: intracellular membrane-bounded organelle; membrane. The transcript is spliced from 4 exons. The coding region runs from base 394 to 744 and encodes 116 amino acids.
GGCAAAACAAACAUGUCAGCUGAUGGACGUACAUAAAUCGAUCAUUAUUGAACGUACAACAGGUCUUUGUUUUCCAUUUUCCUGAACCAUAGCUGCACUUCUUGUUGUACUCAGAUCGAUUUAACACUUAGCGCAGUUACCCUUACAAGAAUAAACCCUUUAAUUGCAUUGUCUCCGUCUAAUUAGAAAGUUCUCCCACUCCGUCUCCAUCGCCAACAGUUGACCUUCCAUUUGCCUAUCUGUCCCCCCCUACCAACGUGUAAGCAAUCACAAUCAAUCAUUGUGGUUCACUCGAUCAGUCGAGAACGAGUGAAAUUCCUACGGCAAACUCGCAGUUCUUGUCCGAUAUCUUUCAACGCCCUCAUCCAAGCAUCCUCAUAUCGUAGCAGAAAUAUGGCCCAAACGGUGCAGAAACAGUACAGCUUGGCGGAAGUGGCCCAACACAACAAACCGGACGACGUGUGGAUGGUAAUCCAUGACAAGGUGUACGAUGUGACCAAAUUUCUCCAUGAGCAUCCAGGUGGCGAGGAGGUGCUGAUCGAGUGGGCUGGCAAGGAAGCGACAGCCGAGUUUGAUGACGUUGGACACAGUUCGGAUGCCAAAGAACAAAUGAAGCAAUUCCUGGUCGGUGAAAUCAUCGAGACGGAACGGAAAAAGAAAACUGGCGCCGGCGUGUCUGUCCCUUCCAAUGAAUCCUCAGCAUCGUCCUGGUUUGGAUCGAUUAAGGCGAAAUUUUUCGGUUGAUCCCUCCCGUGCUUGUCACUAGAUUUCAUCCUUACAAACGUUCACCCCUGCCCCAAUCGGCGACCAACGAUCGUGGAUCUACGAAAACACCUGAAGCGCGUAGAGCGAUGCGACUAUAUGUGAUGGCUGUCUAACUUUAAUCUUUUUUUUUCUCUAUUUUGGAUGUCUGGAGUUCGGGUGCAGGGAAUUCUUUUUAGAAUGCAUAGUUUAUAUAUAGCCACUUACAUUAAACAACAUUCUCACUUGUUCCUUGUUAAGCGGGAUAAUUAGGUGCAUUAUUGUGACUGUUUUUGUUUGUUUGUUUUCUCUCUCCACGAAUCGAAUAAAAGCAAGUGAACGGGGGGGAUAUGCCAUGUGAGGCUCCCCUUGGGUGUUUUUAA